ACCUAUAAGAGGAGCGCGCGUAGCCGGCUCAGGACUUCUCCGGAUCCGAUCUAUCCUAAUCUUUGCUCACGCCAGCUUGGCUGGCAGACACCAUGCCCCCACACGGCUUUUUCGCUCUCCUGCUCCUGGCCGCUAGCGCCGUAGCUGAAUCGAUCCGUGAGACUGAAGUGAUGGACCCCCGAGACCUCUAUGAUGCCCACUACUUCUCUGGGGCCCUGCCGGAUGAUGAGGAUGUGGGAGGGGCCCUUCUGGAAAAAGAACCAGAUGACUUUGAGCUGUCAGGCUCAGGAGAUACAGAUGAUACAGAGAUAACCGAGACAUUCUUUAAUACAGUUCAGCCCUCGGUGUCCCUGGAUAACCAUAUCCCUGUGGAAGUGGAGCCUUCAAACCAGCAUCCUGAGGACUCUGAAGAGCUGGAAGGGAACGAGAUCAUGUCCAAGAAGAGAUUUCCCUUUGAGGAAGAAACUUUAAGUAACAAAGUGUCGAUGUCUAGCACUGCCCAGGGCAGCAUCUUUGAGAAGACAGAAGUCUUGGCAGCUCUGAUUGCUGGUGGUGCUGUAGGGCUCCUGUUUGCCAUCUUCCUGGUCCUGUUGCUGAUCUACCGAAUGAAAAAGAAGGAUGAAGGCAGCUAUGAUCUGGGCAAGAAGCCCAUCUACAAGAAAGCCCCGACCCAGGAGUUCUACGCAUGAGGCCCCUCCACUGGGCAGCAGAGCAUAGACUUAGGGAUGGGGAGGGGAGGGUUGCCACCUCUCGGUGGGAGGGGGAGGCACUGACCAGCCAUCGUGUCUCUACUUUUUUUCUGCUUAUUUCCCCCUCUUCCCACAAAGUGGGUGCUUUUACAUUGGGGGUGGGGGGUGGGGUAGGCUAUAUAAGAGAAAAUUCUCCUCUUCCUCAUCCCCUUCUAUUCAUUUACUAGUUCCUCACAGCCCAUGAGCCUCAGUUGUUCCAUAUGAAAAAUGGCAGUAAUUCUCCAGUCUAAAAGUCAGAGAUGGAUAAAGAAAUCUCUUGAAAUCCCUUCUUGCUCUGAUCUUAGAAUUUUAUGAUACCUGGUCUAAUAUUGAGCAUUUUAGAGUCUAAUUUGAAAGAGGCAUUUGGAAGAAGGAGAGGGGAAUUAGAUAGACCCCCAAACAUUUCUUGGGGCAAUGUAGGUAAGGCCCUACAGAUCUCUCAUUUCUGUCCAGGGCAAGCUAUACUUUACAUAGGGGUGGCCAGAGCCACCCUGCAUCUUCACAGCAUCACAAUUGGUGGAAGAGAGGCAGAUGGAACUAUUAACACAUAGACUUAUGACCACCCUAUAGCAAUGUACUACCCUAGGGUGGCGUCAGGGAGAAAAGAUAGUGGGAAACAGCAGCUCUUCUGUAAAAGCCAGAGAAAAGCAAUCUGGAACAAGUUGUGCUGGUCUGUUGAGGGCUCCUUUUAUAACUUCUUUUGAGGGAUAGAAUGAGUAGAUAAAGAGAACAAACAAACCACAGGUGAAUGCUUAUAUAGAUUGUGAUUUGUAGAGUUUCCUCUUAAGAAGAAAAAAGUUAACUUAAAAAAAAAAACUUUCCAAUUUUUGAAGAGUUCAUUCCUGGGAGAGAAUGCUUCUGCCCUGGUGCAUGGUAUGAAAUACCAGCUUGGGUGGGCCUUCCCUCCAGCAUCUUCCUGACACCUGCUGUGGCCUGUCUAUUUAUGUGUCUUUUUUUUUUUUUUGUUUCAUUUUGUUUUUAUUUUAAAUGAGGGGAGAGCCUGAGGUGUGAUUUUUAUGAAUUUUUUUUUUUUUUAUUAUUUAUGGACACUCCUUACCUCUCUGAUCCCUUUUUUGAUACUUUAGACACUGUCCUUGAGCUCAACCCCUUCCAAGGUUAUCCUCCCACAUCCAGAAAAUAGGUUCUUGCCGAUUCCAAAAUAUGUUGGUCUUGUAGGCAAUGGUGGGCCUUUGUUUAUCUUAGUAUGUAAUAUAUUGUUCUUUUUCCUUGGUUUUAGAUAGAAAGAUAUAUUUUUCGAGUAAAAUGAUUUAAAGAAUAUAAAAUAGGCUGGGUGGGAGAAUGGGAGUUGGUGAGUGGUUGACCAGCUCUCAGUUCUUUUCUGGCCUCUUCCUCUGGUGCCUUCUCCCAGUUUGGAUGGCAGCAGUAGCCAUGGUUUUGAGAGUUGGUUGACCCUAGUCCAAGAUCCUGGAGUGAAAAUACCUUCAUGGGACUAUUGAUGGAGGCACAGUCCUGAACUGUCUCUUUAUAUGAGUGGAAAAAUCCCAGAAUUCCCUGGUGAAGAGAGAAGGGCCUUCUGGGAGCUCUUUCCCACCACCACCCUGCUGGCUGGGGUGGGCAUCUCUUCCCUACCUGCUCUUGUUCUCUUGGGGCAGCUGCUCCCUGUUCUGACUUGAUUUCCCUGCCCCAGGAGUCCAGCUGGCUGGAUCUCUGUCCCCUUCCUCCCUUGAUAUCCCCAUCCAACUCCCUGUUGUUGCUCACUGCUUUGACUGAGUAGUGGGAGUGGGCACCUCCCGUCUUUUUUGUAGUUGCCUUUCACUGUGUCUGUUACUGAUAUUUUGGAUAAAAAUAAAAAAGCUUUCUCAAA
Messenger RNA from Antechinus flavipes (yellow-footed antechinus), 2553 nucleotides. It is a transcript of the gene SDC4, whose product is annotated as syndecan 4. The coding region runs from base 93 to 689 and encodes 198 amino acids. Gene Ontology annotation, cellular component: membrane; cell surface. The transcript is spliced from 5 exons. NCBI's taxonomy places the organism in Eukaryota, Metazoa, Chordata, Mammalia, Dasyuromorphia, Dasyuridae. Gene Ontology annotation, biological process: cell migration. The record is from RefSeq and is a predicted model, not a curated record.